This is a messenger RNA of Penicillium cinerascens, 1653 nucleotides long. RefSeq lists its product as uncharacterized. The coding region runs from base 1 to 1653 and encodes 550 amino acids. The transcript has a single exon. Lineage: Eukaryota; Fungi; Ascomycota; Eurotiomycetes; Eurotiales; Aspergillaceae. The record is from RefSeq and is a predicted model, not a curated record. Gene Ontology annotation, molecular function: DNA binding. Gene Ontology annotation, cellular component: nucleus.
AUGCAGGAUUCGACCCCUUCCACUCCCUCUUCGGUCGCCCUGUCAGCCAAGCUGGCUAUACCAAAACAGCCCAACAAAGGCAUAUCCGACGCUCAGAAAAAAGCACUACGUAUCUAUGCAUCUGAGACACACCCUAGGCCUACUCAGAGAGCAUGUGCUGAGUGGUUUUUAUCUCAAUUCAAUCGCCAUAUCAAUCGUGCGACCGUCUCGAAGAUCCUUUCAUCUAAAUACGAGCACCUUGAUACUGGCUUUGCUGGCCAGAACAAACGCCCGUUAGCAUCUCGGUGGCCUCUGCUAGAUGAGGCUCUAUAUAUCUGGCAGCAGCGUCACGAGAAUGCUGGCUUUCCUAUAACGGGCCCAUUGAUUCAGAGGAAAGCCGUCGAAUACUGGAAGAAAAUACCCCAGUAUAAAGACCUCGACCCGCCGUUAUUCUCUGAAAGGUGGCUUUCCCGAUUUAAACAGCGCCAUUCGAUCCGGUAUCAUACCUCCUACGGCGAAUCCGCAUCGGUCCCGAUCUCAACACAAACCGAAAUGGAAGCUAUUCGGGCUAUCUGCGACCAAUAUCAGCCAAAUGAUAUCUACAAUAUGGAUGAAACGGGUCUUUUCUGGCGUCGAAUGCCCAAUGGUGGUCUAUCAAGCAAGGGUAGUCCUGGAUAUAAAAAGGAUAAGUCUAGGAUUACUCUCGCAGUAACGACAAAUGCUAGUGGUUUGGAUCGAAUGCCUCUCUGGUUGAUAGGCACUGCAAAGACGCCUCGUGCUCUACGAAAACUCAAUAUCCCAUCAAUUGGAUGCGUCUGGCGAUGGAAUAAGAACGCAUGGAUGCGCAGCGACGUUAUGCAAGAAUGGUUUCGCUCAUUCUAUAGGCAUAUUGGCACACAAAGACGAGUUGUUCUGUUACUCGACAACUUUAGUGCUCAUCUCUCUGCGCUUGAUAAUGCGCCGCCACCGUCUAAUAUCCAAGUCGUUUUUUUGCCAUCAAACUCGACCUCGAUUUACCAGCCAUUAGACCAAGGUAUUAUCCGAAACCUUAAGCACCAUUAUCGGAAGAAAUGGAUGACAUGGAUGAUCAAUAUGAUGGACCGGGGGGUCGACCCUACGCAGAGAAUGAGCCUCUAUUACACACUACAUUGGAUUACCCAGACCUGGAGACGUGACGUUCUAGAUGAGACCAUUCAGAAGUGCUUUAUUAAGAGCACGAUCAUUAGACCUAGCACUAAUGGGAUGGAGAUAUCUCAGUCUGAAGACCUUCAACUAGGGGAUUUAUACACACAGGUAACCGACCGGCUUCCUGGUACAGAGGUUAUGGAGUUAGAGGAAUUUCUAGACCCUCCAGAUGAGAAUCUCGACGUCGAAGAACCUGAUUUAUCUGAUAUUAUCAUUGAUCUUUCUGAAGAAAACGCUGGUGGUGGUGAUACGCAGGAUAGCGAUGAUGACCAGGACGAAUAUAUAUUCGGACCACCACUAGAUAUCCCAUCGCGUGUUGAAGCCAUUGAGUAUAUGGAUAAAGCUCUUCAAUUUGCUCAGCACCAAGAGGGUAUUACUGAGAAAGAUUUACGCGAUAUAGAGAGGAUAGGUCAUCUUUUUUCUCGGCUGCAGAUAGAUGGAAGGAAACAGAGGAGAGUGGAUGACUACUUUGGACCAAAAACAAACUAG